Messenger RNA from Vombatus ursinus (common wombat), 913 nucleotides. RefSeq names its product calcium and integrin binding 1 (gene CIB1). The record is from RefSeq and is a predicted model, not a curated record. The transcript is spliced from 7 exons. NCBI's taxonomy places the organism in Eukaryota, Metazoa, Chordata, Mammalia, Diprotodontia, Vombatidae. Gene Ontology annotation, molecular function: calcium ion binding. Bases 115 to 690 code for a protein of 191 amino acids.
GGCUGGCGGCCGGGCGGGUGACGCGAGAGGCGGAAGUGAGUGGCAAAGUUGUUGCUGUCCGGCAUCGGAGUUGGUGGAGUCGCUAGGUCUAGAGCCGGCGGCUGUAGCAAGGCCAUGGGCAGCUCGACCAGUCACCUCUCCAAGGAGCUGCUGACAGAGUACCAGGAAUUAACGUUCCUGACGAAGCAGGAGAUUCUCCUGGCCCAUAAGAGGUUUAGUGAUCUGCUUCCUCAGGAGUCUCGGAAUGUGGAAGAUUCUUUGAGAGUCCGAGUAUCCACUGAGCAGAUCUUAACACUUCCGGAGCUCAAGGCCAACCCCUUCAGGGAACGUAUUUGCCGUGUGUUCUCCACAGCACCAGAAAGAGACAGCUUGAGCUUUGAAGACUUCUUGGACCUCUUCAGUGUCUUCAGCGAUGCAGCUACCCCUGAAAUCAAGUCUCACUAUGCCUUCCGCAUCUUCGAUUUUGAUGAUGAUGGGACCUUGAACAAAGAGGAUCUGAAGCAGCUAGUGAACUGCCUUACUGGGGAGGGCCAGGACACUCAACUCAGCACCUCUGAGAUGAAGCAGCUCAUUGAGAAUAUCUUAGAAGAGUCUGACAUUGACAGGGAUGGUACCAUCAACCUCUCAGAGUUCCAACAUGUUAUCUCCCGUUCACCUGACUUCACCAGCUCCUUUAAGAUUGUCCUGUGAUGAGUACUUGCAGUGUCUGGCUACACCAACCCAUCUCUGAGAAAUUCUCUUCCAUGCACUGACCUCACCUGCAGUGCCAACUCCUUGCAAAUGGUUGCCAUGCCUGGGCUAGCCCUGGGGCUUGUACUGAGGAGUCCAGCGCCCUGGGCUCUCCUCUCCUCACUGCCAUUGUGACAACACUGUUCAUGUUUAUACUAAUCAAUAAUAAAUAUUUGGAAGUUUU